Zootoca vivipara (common lizard) is the source of this 5403-nucleotide messenger RNA. Its product is annotated as inactive phospholipase C-like protein 2. Gene Ontology annotation, biological process: regulation of synaptic transmission, GABAergic; release of sequestered calcium ion into cytosol; phosphatidylinositol metabolic process. Gene Ontology annotation, molecular function: phosphatidylinositol-4,5-bisphosphate phospholipase C activity. The record is from RefSeq and is a predicted model, not a curated record. NCBI's taxonomy places the organism in Eukaryota, Metazoa, Chordata, Lepidosauria, Squamata, Lacertidae.
AUGGCGGACGGAGCCCCCGGUGGUCCCCCCUCGGGCUCGCCCCGGCCCGGGCCCCCCCGCGCCCCGCAGAAAGAAGGACCUGCAGCCACCGCUACCGCCGCAGGAGCCCCCGGCGACCUGAGUCCGCUGCGCUCCGGUUCCGGAGGCUCCGCUUGCAGCAGCCGCGACAACUCGGCCGAGAGGGACACCCCCGGCCUGGCCAGGACCGCCCCCGCCGCCGGCAUCAUGAAGGACGGGUCCCGCCAGCGCCCCCUGCAACACAAGAAGAAGACGGUCUCCUUCAGCACCAUGCCCAGCAACCGCAAGCUCAGCAGCACCGCCGCCUGCAUCUCCUUCAUGCUGGAGGGCUGCGAGAUGAAGAAAGUGCGCUCCAACUCCCGCAUGUACAGCCGGUUCUUUGUGCUGGACCCAGACUUGCGCUUUAUGCACUGGGAGCCUUCCAAGAAAGACUCCGAGAAGGCCAAGAUUGAAAUCAAGUCGGUCAAGGAGGUGCGAGUCGGGAAGAAGACGCCGGUGCUGCGCUCCAACGGCCUCUCGGACCAGUUCCCGGAUGAAUGCGCCUUCUCGAUCAUCUACGGGGACAACUACGAGUCCCUGGACCUGGUCGCCGGCUCUGCUGACGUGGUGAACGCCUGGGUGAUGGGGCUGCGGUACUUGGCCUCCUAUGGGAAGCACACCCUGGAGGGGGCUCCCGAGACCAGCCACCCGAACCCCCGCACUUCCUGGAUCGCCUCCGUCUUCGACAUCGCGGACCUGGAGAAGGAAGGCCGGAUCCCGGUUUCCCGCGCCGUGCAGCUCAUCCGGGCCCUCAACCCCGGCAUGAAGACUUCCACCAUAGAGCUGAAGUUCAAGGAGCUCCAGAAAGCGGCAAGCGAGCGGCUCGGGGAGGAGGUGGGCUGUGAAGUCUUCGUGGAGGCCUACUGUGAGCUGUGCACCAGGCCGGAGGUCUUCUUCCUCUUGGUCCAGUUCUCCAGCAACAAGGAGUACAUGGGCCUGAAGGACCUCAUGAGCUUCUUGGAGGCCGAGCAGGGCAUGGAGGGUGUGACAGAGGAGAUGUGCCUGGAGAUCGUCCGGAAGUACGAGCCCUCCAAGGAAGGCCGGGAAAGGGGCUACUUGGCCAUUGACGGCUUCACUCGCUACCUCCUCUCUGCUGACUGCGACAUCUUCGACCCCCAGCACCGCAAGGUGUGCCAGGACAUGACCCAGCCGUUGUCCCACUACUUCAUUAGCUCUGCGCACGGAGCGUGCCUGGCUGAGGACAGCUGCUUCUGGGGUGGCUCCACUUCAGACAUUGGGGGCUAUGUGGCGGCGCUCAAGGCCGGCUGCCGCAGCCUGGAACUCGUGGUCUGCGACGGCUCGUCUGGGGAGCCAGUAGUUGGUGCUGGCACCCGCUUGGCCUUCUCUAGAGUAGUGGGCGCAGUUGCCGAGCAUGCAUUUGAGGCCUCGGACUUCCCGCUCAUCCUGUGCCUCUCGGUGCGCUGCUGCAUCGCCCAGCAGCACCUGGUGGCCGAGCACCUGAGGAAGACAUUUGGGGACAAGCUGUACCUGGUGCCUCCAAACCCCAGCGAGUCCUACCUCCCCUCCCCGGAAAAGCUCAAGAACUGCAUCCUCGUCAAGAGCCGGAAGCUGCUCAUCAGCUGCCAGGCCAGCGAAGGGGACGUGUCGGAUGAUGAGGAGACCCUGGAGCUCAGCCUGCCUCUCAGCGAGGAGGACCGGGAGCGGCCACGUUGCCGGCGGGCCUUGUGCCGCGAGCUCUCGGACCUGGUGAGCCUGUGCCAGGCGGUGUCCUUCCAGGGCUUUGAGGCAUCUCGGCGGAACCAGUGCUAUUGGGAAACCUGCUCCUUCAGCGAGGUGGAGGCUGGGCGCUACGCCAAUGAAGAACCGGAGGAUUUUGUGGAGUACAACAAGCGCUUCCUCUCCCGGGUCUACCCUAGCCCCAUGCGCAUCGACGCCAGCAACAUGAACCCCCAGGACUUCUGGAAGUGCGGCUGCCAGAUGGUGGCCAUGAACUACCAGACGCCAGGCCUCAUGAUGGACUUGAACGCUGGCUGGUUCCGCCAGAACGGGGGCUGCGGCUAUGUCCUUCGGCCUGCCAUCAUGCGUGAGGAAGUGUCCUACUUCAGCGCAAACACCCGGGACACCUUGCCGGGCAUCUCAGCCCAGCUCCUGCACCUCAAGGUGAUCAGUGGCCAGAAUCUGCCCAAACCCAAGGGCUCCGGGGCCAAGGGUGACGUGGUGGAGCCGUACGUUUGCGCCGAGAUGCACGGCAUUCCUGCCGACUGCGCCGAGAAACGCACCAAGACGGUGCUACAGAGUGGAGACAACCCUAUCUUUGAGGAGACCCUGGAGUUCCAGGUGAACCUCCCAGAGCUGGCAAUUCUGCGAUUCAUGGUGCUCGAUGACGACUACAUCGGGGACGAGUUCAUUGCGCAGUACACGAUUCCUUUCGAGUGCCUCCAAGUGGGGUACCGCCACGUGCCCCUCCAGUCCCUGGCCGGCGAGCCCCUUGCCAACACCACCUUGUUUGUCCACGUUGCCAUCACCAACCGGCGAGGCGGAGGCAAAGCACACCGGAGGGGGCUCUCAGGACGCAAGGGCCGGCGCAUGCGGGAAUACACCUCCACCAAGGCCACAGGCAUUAAGGCUAUUGACGAGGUGUUCCGCACUGCCACUCAGCCACUGCGGGAGGCCACAGACCUGCGGGAGAACAUGCAGAAUGCUCUGGUCUCCUUUAAGGAAUUGUGUGGCCUGACGCCGGCAGCCAACAUCAAGCAGUGCAUCUUAAAGCUGGCCACGUGGCUGCAGCCCAGCGAGAAGGAGAGCCCCCCAGCUGUCACCCUCAACCUGAGCGAGGAAUACCCCUCCAUGGAGGCCCAGGGGCCGGUCCCAGAGCUCCUGCGGAAAGUGCUUGCUGCCUACGACACCAUGAUCCAAACAGGCCGCACACUAAUUGAGUCAGCCGAUGCCGUUCACGCCAAGAUCAUUCAGGUGCAACAAGCAGGGAUGGGGUUUCACAAGGAGCUGCACCGUUUGGAGGCCAAGGAAGGCCUGAAAGGGCGGAAGCUGCAGAAAGCUCUGGAGAGUUUUGCCUGGAACAUCACUGUCCUGAAGGGCCAGGCCGACCUACUGAAACACUCUAAGGCGGAGGCACUCGACACACUCUGGCAGAUCCACAACGCCGCACAGUCCUGUGGCAUUGGCCGGAAUGGCGCCGCCUCCCCCGACCUCUUCCGCGGCCGAGCUCUCCUCGAUCCCAUCCCGGAAACCGAAGGAGGCAGCGACACCGGAUCUUGCUGACUUGGGGUGGCCCCGAGACCUAGGGAGGGCAGCGGACUUAUGGACACACACAGAGACUCGGGAUGAAUGAAGCGUGGCGGAUUUCUAUUUUUAUUUUUCAAAAAAUCGACAUGAAGCACAGUUUUGUCUCCAGCGUGGGGAAGUAGCUUGAGGUUCCCACCAGUCAACUUCCAAAUCUUUUCGUAAACAGGAUGGCCAACCCCAGACAGCAGAUUUCGGAUGGCAGUGACAAACAGAUUUGACCGUAACCUGUGGGAAAACCUCUCCUUCACCAGCCUCUUUGGUCAUGUCCGCAUUGAAGUCGUGCGGCUUCCCCCAAAGAAUCCUGGGAACUCUAGUUUGUUAAGGGUGCUGGCAAUUGCAGCUCUGGUAGGGGCGAACUACAGUCCUCAAGACUUUGAAGGAAGCCACAUGCUCUAAAUGUAUGGUGUUGAUGUGAUCACUGAAACAAACAGGAGCCUCCAUGUUCCUUAGGGUGCUCCUAUUCAGUUUACUGAGGCUCCAGCAUCAGCAGAGGCCUCUUCAUUCAUUGGACCAAUAACCAAGCCUGGCCAAGAAGCUUUUCUAUAGGGGCUCGGGUAGGUGUCAGCUGACCUGCUGUGGCCUAUCAGUGUAAAGACGUGGUUGUUCGGCUGGCCUUCUGCAGUCAAGUCAUUUUGCUUCUGGAGGCAGAGCAGCGAAUGUCAGCUGCUUCCAGAACAGAGUUGAGCAGUACCCAAAGCUAGUCAAGUGCUGCUGUUUUCUUUGGCACCUGAGCCAGAAAUUCCCACAUGAAUCUCUCCCCCCUCCCUGUCAGUAAAAAUACAACCAUCAUAAACCAAACAAUCUGCUGUCCUUUUCCUGACACCUGAAAUCAGCUCAGGUGGCUGCUCAAUGGUAGGGCCGGCCCUGCUGGAAUUUCAUCCUUUUGGACGGAGGCGGGUGGCACCUCAGAGGCUGAAUCUCCUGCCUGACAUUUCUCGAGGUCUUGGGUCAAGGUCUGCUAGAAGCACAAGGCACUAAGAGCUGUGUGUAGGCUCACCUCUGAUCCUAUGUAGCACCCCCUGUUGGUGAGUGGGAGGAGGCUGCCAUUGGCAUGUUAUUUGGGCUGGGACUAAAAUAAAAACAGCUUCUCUUUCUCUCCACCCUUGGAGCUAAAUUCACUAGCAAGAGGAAGGCCAAACUCAGAUUUUGGGUACAGAACCCCCUGGGAAUUGAGUGGCGCACAGCUGCAGAGCAAGGCUUGUAGUAUUUAAGCAGAGAACCAACUGUCAGGGAUGCUGUGACACUGAGAUUCCAGGAUUGUUGAGGUGGUCUGAAUGAUCUCCAGGUUGCUUCCUUCCAACUUGUAAUAUUAUACAGUUCUGUUGUUUGCUGGACACAGAUCUUCCUCAGGGCAAGGUGGCAGUGGAGAGGAUAGAGGGCUAAAAGACAUCUCAGUAUGUCUUGUUCUCCUGCACCAUGCUUUGAGGCUCCUAGUUAGAGCUGAAAUGACAGGGAGGAGUACAUCUUGAAUUUUCCUCUCUAGAAUCUGGUUGUAAAACUUCAAAUGGUUGCAUCAAGUUAAGUCACACCCAGAGUGGAUCCACUGAAAUCAACAGAUUUAAUUGAAGCGUGCCAGUUGAUUUCUGUGGGUCUACUUUGAGUAUGAUAUAGCUGGAUGCAACCCAAAUUUUAUCCUCUCCUGACUGGAUCCCUCCACCCCCCCCCCCAAUUGUUCCCAAGUUAUGGAUUAUUGUUGGAUUCAGGGUUGUGGGGUUUGUUUGUUUGUUGGUCAAAAAGAAAUCAAGGCUGUAAGAUUGUAAAUCUAACAAGAAGAUCAUACCAUCUUGAAAAAUAACAUCGCAGACCUUAAAGCUUGGGUUUUCAAAGUGUCCCUUGAAUUCACAUUUGAAAAUGUUGAAAUUUGAAAUAUUUUGCCAGUCUCACAGAUAUUUGUGCAAUGGUGUCUUCUGGUUCCUUACAUUGAUAUAUCUCUCUCACUUUUCCUUGUUUUUGGGGUGUUGCUGAGUGGGGGGGCAUAGACUGAUGAUUCCCCGGCUGGGCCCUGUUCCCCUCAUGCCAGACCUGGAAGGCUUCCUCUAGGACUGUGAGGGAUGGAUUCUCUUGACAAUAAAACCUGAGCUU